Messenger RNA from Cyprinus carpio (common carp), 711 nucleotides. RefSeq names its product anti-sigma-I factor RsgI2-like. NCBI's taxonomy places the organism in Eukaryota, Metazoa, Chordata, Actinopteri, Cypriniformes, Cyprinidae. The record is from RefSeq and is a predicted model, not a curated record. Bases 45 to 497 code for a protein of 150 amino acids. The transcript has 2 exons.
AUAAUUUGUGUUCUACUGAAGAAACAAAGUCACCUACAUCUUGGAUGCCCUGGGGCCCUGUUAUGACAGCAGCAAUCUCGUUCACCUUGGCCCAAAAGAUGAGAAUGAGGAGGAAGAGACUCUUGUCAAGCCUGAUCCUCUCUCCAGAGUCCGCUCCAGAAUGCUCCACAGAGUUCAACAGGGAGCCCACUCACAUCACAGAGCUCAACUCACAGAGAGGGCUGCGGUUCCCAUGUAUGGCCCAGGGAGGGUCUCAGAUCCCGAGUAUAGCCCAGAGAGGGCUCCUGUCCCCAUGUCCAGCCCAGGGAGGGCUAUUGUUCCCACGUCUGGCCCAGGGAGGGCCUCAGAUCUCAAUUAUAGCCCAGAGAAUGCUGUUGUUCCUACGUGUGGCCCAGGGAGGGCCACAGAUCCCGAGUAUAGCCCAGAGAGGGCUCCUUUCCCCACGUCCAGCCCAGAGAAAGCUGUUGUUCCCACGUCUGACCCAGGCCAUAUUAUAGGGGCCAGGCCGAGUUCCAAAAGCCAAGGCCAUAGAGGCCAUAGAGGCCAUCCCGCCAUAGCUCCUUGAACUAUCCGCUCCACCAUGGCCUCUGGGACUGCCUACUCCGCCAUUGCUCCCUGAGCUGCCCGCUCUGCUAUGGCACCCUGAACUGCCUGUUCCGCUAUGGCCUUCUCAACUCCUUGUUCUGCCAUGACCUUCUGAACUGCCUGCUC